AUGUGCUGGAAGACUACCAUUGAGGAACGCUGCAAAAGCUGCGACGAUCUGCUACGCACAGGAUUUAAGCUUGACGAGUCCGCCGAGUAUGAGGAGAAAGGGACCUGUGAGAAUGGUAUUAGGCAGCUGUCCCAGAGAGUCGAGGAUGAGUGCAAGAAGUGUAGGGAGCUUCGGGAAGAACAAGAGCGUAUGACGGCGCUCAAUGCGUUGCGUAAGACGGGGAAGUGA
This is a messenger RNA of Fusarium odoratissimum NRRL 54006, 228 nucleotides long. RefSeq lists its product as uncharacterized. The coding region runs from base 1 to 228 and encodes 75 amino acids. The transcript has a single exon. The record is from RefSeq and is a predicted model, not a curated record. Lineage: Eukaryota; Fungi; Ascomycota; Sordariomycetes; Hypocreales; Nectriaceae.